AUAUCUCCAAUGCUAUUCACAGCAUGUUUACAGGAGGUAUUCAGAGACCUGGAGUGGGAAGAAUUGGGGAUAAAUGUUGAUGGAGACUACCUUAGCAACUUGCGAUUCGCUGAACGUCAACUUUCAUCGAGCGGCCGUGGCCGUACAUUGCGAGGAGGGGGUCUUCUGUGUUUGCCGCAAGAUGGCUCUGCGUGUGCGGAGAGCGCAGAAGAAAUUUAGCGGAAACGUACUUCGCUACUCGUGAAACUACGACUUCUGUAAGUUACAUGGUCAUAAUUACCGAUAUACACCGCAGUAUAACUAUCUAAGGCACGUUUAUAAGGCAACACCGCAUUCACUAGAGGCGGUUUUGUCCCGCUUUAAAGGAACGAACUCGUGGCUGAGGAAGAAGAAGAAGAGGCUUGUUGGAACAGCCACGUUUGCGAUGAGCUCCGCUGGAAACAGCGCAUCGGCCCUCGGCCGAGGAUCACACCCACCGUCAACUACUGAUUCCGGUAAUUAUAAAGUCGUUCUCCCUCGUCUACCGACUGGCAACACCGUUCUCAAUUCAGUUUUCCUGCAUGCUGACCUGGUAGGGCGGCCGUAUCGGGCCCCGGACUUUCGCGAUGCUCUCCUUUCAGUGCUAAAUGCAACUGAUAUCCUCGGCGCUGGACAAUACCAGAAGAGCCAUUUGUGGUUAGUCACAUGUGUUAACAGCAUCGCGAAACAGAAACUUGUCGACAAAGGCGAGUUGCUGGUGAAAGGCCUCAAGUGCCUUGUCAUAGACCCGGAAUGCAAAAAUAUCAAGAUGAAGCUUCUUUGGCUUCCCCCACACCUCGAACAUAGACGGAUUGUUGAAGCGCUAGAGCCAUAUGGCACAGUGCAGUCCAUCACGAGAGAAAUGUGGCGGUGUGACGGCAUGGAGGGCUGGCAAAUGACUAAUCGAGACGUCGCGUUCACAUUGAAAGAUGGGGUUUCUGCCAGUAAUCUGCCACAUCUAUUGAGCAUAUAUGGCCACCAGUGCCUUAUCUUGAUUCCUGGCCGACCACCACUUUGCCUCCGGUGCAACAGAGUUGGGCAUAUCCGGCGACACUGUAGAACACCGCGCUGCAGUAACUGUCACCGCUAUGAUCACCCUGCAGAUGCAUGCAUCGGAACCUACGCUGACAAACUUCGUGCAAAUAGACCAGCUGAGGAUGAUGCCAUCACCGAUCAUCUAAUGGACGUGAGCGAAGUUGUGGACGCAACUGGCGAAACACUCCCUGAGUCUCAUCGACAAGAACAGAUUAAGCCGUCAUCGGCUGACAUUAGCGUUAGCCAGAAGCCUGCGAGCGAGGAUGACACUAAGGCACCUGAUGACGAACCAACUGUGUCUUGGGCAGAAUCUCCACCAGUUCAAGAUCGCCCACCGUCAGUGGAAUCUGGAUCGAUGUGCGAGGCCGCCAAGAAGCGUCCACCGCCAUCCGACAAUCCAUCGCCCUCGGCAAAGGAGGCUCGCGUUCCCAAGGUGUCAAAGUUGACAAAACCGCUCCGGGGAACACCUACACCUGCUGAUGUACCUUGUGUUAACGUGCACAAGUCCAUAGUGCAUCACCUCAUCAAGAAGGGAGUGGUGCACCUCUGGAGCAGCGUUUAG
Messenger RNA from Dermacentor andersoni, 1615 nucleotides. RefSeq lists its product as uncharacterized. The record is from RefSeq and is a predicted model, not a curated record. Gene Ontology annotation, molecular function: RNA binding; zinc ion binding; double-stranded DNA binding. Lineage: Eukaryota; Metazoa; Arthropoda; Arachnida; Ixodida; Ixodidae. Gene Ontology annotation, biological process: activation of innate immune response.